Molecule: messenger RNA, 561 nt
Organism: Anisakis simplex (herring worm)
Lineage: Eukaryota; Metazoa; Nematoda; Chromadorea; Rhabditida; Anisakidae
Source: the annotation of a GenBank genome assembly
ACAUGUGAUCUGAGUGAAUGUGAAAAUUUGGACGAUGAUUUGAAUGAUGAUGAUGUUGAUGUUAAUGAUGAUUUGUAUUAUGUUGAUUCGGAUGAUGAUGAUGAUAAUAAUGAUGAUGAUGUUGACGUCGAAAUUGAUUAUGAUUAUUUGGAUGAUGUUGAUUUCGAAUUUGAUGAUUUUGAUGAUGGUGAUGAUGGUGAUGAUAAUGAUGUUGUUCAUGAUGAUUAUGAAUAUGAUGAUGAUUCGGCUGAUGAUGAUGAUGAUUUGGAUGAUGAUGACGAUGAUGAUGAUGAUGUUGAAGAUGAAGUUGAUGGAGAUGAUGAUUUGGGUUAUAUUGUUUACGAUGAUGAUCAUGAUGAUGAUGAUGAUAAUGAUGAUGAUGAUUAUUCGGAUUAUGAUGAUGAUAGUUUGGAUGAUGACGAUGAUAAUGAUGUUGCCGAUGAAUAUGAAGAAAAUGAUGAUGAUUCGGCUGAUGAUGAUGGCGUUGAUGGUGACGAGGAUGAUGAUUUGGAAGACUUUCUUUUUAAUGAUGAUGAUGAUGAUGAUUUGGAUGAUGAUUAG